This is a messenger RNA of Penicillium samsonianum, 246 nucleotides long. RefSeq lists its product as uncharacterized. The coding region runs from base 1 to 246 and encodes 81 amino acids. The record is from RefSeq and is a predicted model, not a curated record. NCBI's taxonomy places the organism in Eukaryota, Fungi, Ascomycota, Eurotiomycetes, Eurotiales, Aspergillaceae. The transcript has a single exon.
AUGCAAAUACGAGUGCGUGGGGCGUUACGAGCACACGCCCUCACUCAACCCUUUGAGGAGGCCUGUCAAGUAAUGACAAUGGUGCAGACAACUAUCACCAUGGCCACCAACGAGUUCCCUCACGAUACCAUGUUGUGGGCUUUCGAGCAGCGUUUUCAGAUUCUGCUGAACGAAAUGCUAGCUCUUCGGUACCGCGAGGAUUACGAUCGGCUCCUUGAACGCCGAAUCUGGAGGCGCCGUCGCUGA